This is a messenger RNA of Pipistrellus nathusii (Nathusius's pipistrelle), 204 nucleotides long. NCBI's taxonomy places the organism in Eukaryota, Metazoa, Chordata, Mammalia, Chiroptera, Vespertilionidae. The record is from the annotation of a GenBank genome assembly.
AUGAAGUUCCUCUUGCUGACUGUGACUGCCCUGCUGCUCCUGUCCCAGCUCCCGCCAGGUGGCACCCAAAAAUGCUGGAAUCUUCUUGGCAAAUGCCGCCACACGUGCUUCCAGAAAGAAAAGAUCUAUGUUUACUGCACAAAUAAUAAACCAUGCUGUGUGAAGCCCAAGUAUCAGCCAAAACAACAGCCCUGGUUAUUUUGA